Messenger RNA from Atta colombica, 956 nucleotides. RefSeq lists its product as uncharacterized. The transcript is spliced from 4 exons. NCBI's taxonomy places the organism in Eukaryota, Metazoa, Arthropoda, Insecta, Hymenoptera, Formicidae. The coding region runs from base 63 to 932 and encodes 289 amino acids. The record is from RefSeq and is a predicted model, not a curated record.
GCCCUUCGAUGACUCGUAAUGAUUACCUGCACGGCAUCAUAGUCUAUUUUCUGCACGUAUAAAUGUACGCAAUGCACUGCCCGCACGACUAUCUUUCACAGUAUACCACGACGUGUCUGUUCGUGAAGUGGUUUCCGGAGGAGUGCAGAUUUUUCCAGAUGCACCCUCGUGCUUUCCACGUCCUCGCCUUCAUGCUGACUGCAGUCGUAAGGGCCGGCUGUGACGAUAAAACAAAAUGGUACUCUGAGUUGCGAUCCAUAAUCAAGAAUUGCCCAUCAAUGACGCAAAACAGCUCCGAUCAGGAUGAAUUAUUGGAUAUUUUUAGAAGAUGCGUGCAGCAGAGAGCCAUUGACACUUUGGAUACUCUCCUCGAUGAUGAUGUUAUUACGAUAUUCAACGGAGUCGAUCUGAUACGACUUCAUUCAAACGAUGAAAACAAUACAGAAUAUAAAGAUGAUUCUGCUGAUGAGUUAGAAGAGGAAGAUAUCAGUUGGUCGGCAAUCAUUUGGAAUCGAAUGACACGCGUUCUGCGGACUCACGCUUUUAAAAUUGACGUUGAUCGUAUAUUUAAUGCAACUGCUAACAGUCUGAUGUCCGCACAAAAUCUGGAUAAUAAUAUCGUUCAGGGUCGAAAACGCCGUUAUCGUCGUAAGAAUCACGUGUUCCCGCUGAUGAUGAUGGGUCUGCUGUUGAUGGGUACGAUUCUAGUGCCGAUGGGUUUUCAAUUCCUUGCAGUGUUGGGUGGUAAAGCCCUGAUACUCGCCAAAAUGGCUCUUAUAUUAUCCAGCAUACAAGGUCUGAAAAAGAUAGCUACUAGUGGCGUUAAUUACGGAUUAUAUCACGUCUCAGACGGUUGGCAUGAUAGAAGUCAUCAGGUACUUCCCAAUGAGGAUCAAGAACAUUAUCCGUUAUAUAUGCCUCCGCGUCCUUAAUUCUUUGCCAAGUGAAAUUUUAAG